Molecule: messenger RNA, 3705 nt
Organism: Chara braunii
Lineage: Eukaryota; Viridiplantae; Streptophyta; Charophyceae; Charales; Characeae
Source: the annotation of a GenBank genome assembly
GCAGUCAGAUGCAUUCAGGUUUGGCCGUAAUUGCAGUCAGGUACAUUCAGGAAAGGGCUAGUGCAAGUUUUUUGUUAUUAUUAUUAUUAUUUAUUUAUUUAUUUUGGGAGGGGCGUAUGACGGGAGGAUGGGCAUAUGGCGAGGAGAGGGGGAUAUGGAGAGGAGGAGGAUGUGGACGAGGAGGAGGAUGUGGACGAGGAGGACGAUGAGGAUAGCGAGGACGAGGAGGGCAACGAGGAGGAGGAGGAGGAGAGAUGGGGGAGGAGAAGAGAUGGACAGAGGGAAAAGAGGAAGGGCAGGAGGAGGAGGACAAGUGGGAGGAGGAGACAUGGAUGGCGAGAAGGGAAGGACACGAGGAAGGGAAGGAGACCAGGAGGCAUGGAAGACGAGGAAAUACGAGGAGGAGGAGACAAGGAGGAUGAGGAAGUGGAGGAGGAGGAGGACGAGUCGGAGGAGACGAAAAGGAGAAGGGAGGAGGAGACAUGGAGGACGAGAAAGGGGAAGGAGGAGCGAGAGAGAUCUCAUCUAUCAGACAUCUAUAGGACGAAGAUAAAUGGGAGAUGGAAGAACGUUGAAGAACUGAGCCCAAAGCUGGUGCAUUUGCAUAAUAUCAAAGCGAAUCUGAAGAAGGUUAUUGAUGCCAUCCCGCGAGGCUGGAAACACCUGCUGGAAACUAACGGUUUGCGAAAGGGUGCCUAUUUGACCGAAAAAGGGGAUGAGGGCUUAGUCUUCAGGGGAUCUGGUGAACAGGUGAUUGCUUCCUCGGCGGUAGACUGCGGAGACUGGUGGGAGUCGUGGAGAACAGAGUCAAUUGCUCUCUCUGCGGUGCUCUGGGGAGAGUGACUUCGGUCCUGCGCUCAGAUCCUCUCCAUCUGCCGAUUCAUCGACAGUGAAGCUCAGGAGGUGGUUCCCUCCUCCUGUCUCCCAUAUCUGACAUAUAGGCAUGAGAAUGGCAUGAACUAUGCCAGGGUACUUCCCCAGUUGAUUGUAGGCUCCUGCCCACAGGGUACUUCGACUCCCAAGGGGGCUGAAGCGACAGCCAUUGGAGGCAUAGGGAGGAAGAUUGGGCGAGAUGACGACGAUGAGGAGGAGGAGGAGGAGGAGAAGGAGAGCAUGAAUGGGAAACCUAGCGGUGUCAGUUCUGCAGUCGAGGAGAAGGAACCGGAUACCAUGAUCAAGAAGACCGAAAGCUACACGACAACUAUGCAGAACCGCAUGGGAGGAGAUUUUGACCCUUUCUCCUUGAGGAUGACGCUCCCGGAGGCAGUUGCGGCUCUCUACCACGGAAUCCAGAAGAACGGUGGCACUGCAUAUGUCCACUGCACAGCAGGACUUGGCCGUGCGCCGGGAGCGGCGCUUGCAUACAUGCAUUGGGUGCUCGGGUUCACGUUGGAGGGUGCUAAUACUGUUCUCCAGAGCGUAAGACGUUGUCAUCCGAAGCUUGACGCCAUUCGAGAAGCCACAGCAGACCUGCUUACCGAUGGAUCUACGGAAGAGGUGCACCUCUACUGGCACAAGGGAGGAUGUUGUUCAAAGGUGGAGAUCGCAGGACUGGACAUCGGAUGGCAUAACCGAAUUCCUCUGGAGCAUCACCGGAAGGAGGGGCGAUGGGUUCUGACGCGUAACUUACCGAUUGGGAGAUACCUGUACAAAUACGUUGUGGAUGGAAAAUGGACUUAUAAUCCUGAUGCUCCAUUGACGAAGCCUGACAAAAGUGGGAACGUCAAUAAUUAUGUGGAGGUUGUGGGAAAGAAAUUGGGAAGCGAGAAGUGGGCAGUUCGACGACGAGUCAUGCGUCCAGAUACACGGCUAACGGAUGAAGAACGUAUGAAGGUCAUCGAAAAGUUGGACGAGAUUGUGAGCCAGAGGGAGAAGGAUGCUGCGCUACGGGAAAUCUGAUCUUGGCACCUGCUUCCCUUUUAAGGACAAAAAAAAAAAAAAAAAAAAAAAAAAGAGAAGGAUGACAAGGCAACGGAGAAGGCACCUGUCUAGCCGAGGAAAGAUUGUGUGAUGCUGCCACGUGGAAGAAAACAACGAGAAAAGAAAAAAGAAAGGAAGGGAGUGGCAGAGGGCUAGAGCACCUCAGCAGCGCCUCGCAAAGGUCAGGUCACAAGAACGCCAAUGGUUGUUGCUCCUGCCCGUGAUAUAAACACACGUGAUUGAAAGAGGAAGUAGGACCUACUCGUGGGAGGUUGUCCAUGUGUAUACGCACCAGCAAGAACGGCUGCUAAACAGCAAUUGAACUUCUGCGUUCAUGCUCUCUCUCUCUCUCUCUCUCUCUCUCUCUCUCUCUGGUCGUUCAUCUCUCUCUCUCUCUCUCUCUCUCUCUCUCUCUCUCUCUGGUCGUUCAUCUCUCUCUCUCUCUCUCUCUCUCUCUCUCUCUCUCUCUCUGUCUCUCUCUCUCUCUCUCUGCGUGUGUGUGUGUGUGUGUCGGUGUGUGGCACACAUACUACACGCAUUGAUUAUCCUUCUGCCAACAGUUUUUUGAGCUUUUUCAUUUUUAAAGGAGUUUUUUGAAUUUUCAUUUUGUCCUGUAUACAAAUUGGUGUGAUUCCACUGGGAAGUAUUCCGAUCACAAGUUAUUAGGCAUUUGAAUUCUGGGUUCUGCAAGCUUUGUUAUUCUUCUUCUCAUUGGGGCCCCUUCUUUCUCUCCGGGACUUCUCUGGAAGGCCCGGAAAUGUAUACUUGUGUUUUUGUUGGAUAGGUAUGGCAGUUCGAGUACAAACUGUAUACUUGUGUUGUUAUUGGAUAGGUACGGCAGUUGAGUAAGGGCGCUCUCACUGAGCUCUUUUAACUGACCAUACCGGAUGAAUAUGGGCCUACCGACGUGACCGUAAUUGUAGGGAUUGUUUACUUUUGACAGUACAGAGGGCUACAGUUAAGAAAAUCUCUUGCAGUUUUUUUUUUUAACUGUCGAUACCAGUUCAAGUCAGACGAGCUCUCGACUUAGUGUGCGUGAUGUCGGUCAGGCCUGACAUCGACACGUUACGUCAGAAGUCCGAUUGCCGAUGAAGGCUCGUCGAUUGAGAAGGUAACCGCUGCAGGUUGCAGAGAAAAAGGUUCACGGCAAAGAUACAGUGGCGAUCGCAGAGCAGCCUUCAAGGCAUGCCUUCACCCCUCGAGUAACCGGAGGAGAGUAGGAACUCCCAGCACAGCUUCAUUCCAAGUAUUUGAGACAGGAUUUGGGACAGGAUUUGGGACAGGAUUUGGCACAAGAUUUGGGACUGAUAUACGGUGGAACGGCUGCAGGGAGUCGGUUACGGUUUUCAAAAACAUGUGGGCGUGCGAGAAAAAUCUGACAAACUGGGAUUGGUGAAAGCGAGACGGCGAAGUCUCGAGGGCGGCGAGGGGUUUUUUGAAGACUGAAACUGAGUUGAAUGGAACGGGUAGAAGGCAAGGCAAAAGUGGAUGAAUUGAUCUGACGAAUGGAGGAGACGGCAGCGGGUUGAGUGAGACGAGAUAUAUAUAUAUAUACAACUAUUAAGUUGGCACGCUUCGGCAAACCGGCAUCACUCGCGUAGUGAUAGGCACGAGCUAUAUACGGGUGGUGGACACAAGCUAUACACACGUUGACUCAGUGUGGAAAUUUGCAAAACCAGCGGCACAUCACUUGAGCAGCGCCGGACAGACGAGUUGUGGGAACACGUUUCGUGUUUCGUGAUUGCGUUCUUGUAUUCACUGUGAUAGUAAAAAGCUUAGUACAAG